GAUUAAUAUUUUAUAUAUUUCAUAAGUAAUCCCAGUGGUUGUACUAUUUUAUAUAGAUAUUUCUGUGAUUCUCGCAGUACCCGCUCAAUUUUUUAAACUUAUUGUGCAGAAACUCUGGCAGUAUUUGCAGUGGAGCGAUUGCCUGGUCCCACUGGCUGGCUGCAGAGGUACAACAACUAAGGUUGAAAUAGAAAACAAACUGCAAGUGAAGAAAUAGAGAAGCGCCAGAAGAGAAGAGCCAUUGCCAAUUUUCGUUUUCCGUUGGCCAUAAUCGUUGCAUAUUGCUUUUGGCCGUGCUAGUGUUGCAGUGUGUGUGUGCUGGUCCAAAGGAAGAGGGGAAACGCAUCAAACUAGAAUCAAACUAACAUUUUCUUUGGCAGCCUGGAAAUCUGAUAUAGCCGGGGAUCAGAAUCGGAAUCAGAACCAGAUUCUAUAGCCGGAGAGGAGUCCACUGAAUUCGCAGCAAUUAUAACUCAAUGACAGCAGCCGAGCCAGUCUCCACCGACGCCGCCCCCAGUUAACGAACGAGAGAGACCCCAGGCGCGCGAGGGAGGAGUGGAGGAGCGACUCCGCUGUGGUCCUGGUCAAGUUAAGAGGACCACGAUAAGGACAGACAGGAACAAGACGAGGAAAGUCGACCACAAGCUACUAUCCUGCUGCCUGAGAUUGCCGGAAGGAGCUCCGCUUCACCCACAACAUGGUGAAGACGUUCCAGGCCUACCUACCGUCCACGAACCGGACCUACUCAUGUGUUCACUGCCGCGCCCACCUCGCCUCCCACGACGAGCUCAUCUCGAAGUCGUUCCAGGGCAGCCAGGGACCGGCCUACCUCUUCAACUCGGUGGUGAAUGUCGCCUGCGGGCAGACGGAGGAGCGGGUCCUGCUCACCGGGCUGCACGCCGUGGCGGACAUCUACUGCGAGUGCUGCAAGACGCCGCUGGGCUGGAAGUACGAGCACGCCUACGAGUCCAGCCAGAAGUACAAGGAGGGCAAGUUCAUCAUCGAGCUGGCGCACAUGAUAAAGGAGAACGGCUGGGACUGAAAGACGAUGGCUGGUUCGGUUGAAUGGCUCGGUUGAAAUCACCAAGGACGAAAGGACGCAGCGGGAAAGCAGCGAGUUCACAUACCAGAAACAGAAAAUCAAACAGUACGAACCACAUACACGCAUGGCCAGGCAGAUCGGAUCAGACACAGAGUGUAUCAAAUGGCUAAAGUCUGGGAUUGGAAUUGGGAUCGGAGCUGGAGCUGGAGCUAGAGCUGGAGCUGGCACUGGAAGCGGCGAGCGACGAGUGGGAUCAGGGACUGGCCAGGAGCAGCAGGUGCAGCCGGAGCGGUUUUAGCGAUCGAGUUUUAGGGUACCACAUUAUAUAUAUGCUAUUUUAUAGUGCAUAACUCGUCGUAUCUUAUAGAACAUCCAAUCAGACAGACACCCACAUACAUACCACAUACCACACACCACACACCACCAACAACAAACUACAAACUACAAACUACAAAACUACAAACUACAUACAUACUUACAGCUCGAUUGGGAAGCUGGGGAAGAAGGAUCUCUGCGCUGGACGCCAUCUAUCAGCCAGGCUUGAUAGGACUCUCAUACUUUCAUUUGGGCUCAUUGGGAUUUUGAUUUUUUUUUUUUUUUUUUUUCGUCUAUUUUGUACGUGUUUAGUUCACCCUCGCACCGUUUGGCCCCGCUUGCAAGUUGCAACUGAUUCAGUUGAGUGUUCUGCCCAAAACCCACAUACGACACUAAAAAUAAAGCAAACUUGCACUGCCAAUAAACAGAGAAAUGUUUAGCAAAGAACUGCAGGAAUCAUUUCGACCAUCCAUGGGGGGCAUGCGACGCGAAACACACUCCAGCACAUCCAGCACACACACCCAUUUCUACACCCACCCAACACCCCACACUCCACACCCCACACCCACUCUCACUGUAGUAGUUAUUUAAUACUAUAAUUAAAAUUAAUUAUUUAAUGCUGGCUAGCUUGAAAGAAACAAAACACAAGCCCGGAAAAGAGAGAUAAACUUUAAUAACAAAUUCUAAUGUUGUCGAUGGGCGAGCUGAACAAUAAGGACGUCCUGGCCGCCAGAUGGACCGACCGAAAGUCCUGGGCGUCGUCCCACUGGUGGCCUGGCCCUCUGGCGGCCCGGACGAGGGGGAUAUGAGCGGGCGGGAUAUGAAAGAAAUUAUAAAAAUACAAGCACUCGAGGUGCGAACUUUAAGAGAAUAAAAUACACAAGAAUUAUAUACAAAACACAGUAUAUGUACACAGUAUAUAUGUAUAUUUAUAUAUGUGAGAGAUGCGUAUUUAUGUCGCAAAUAUCGUACGUUAAUCAAAUCUAAUCGAUGGAAGAGGACGGGCGGAAGGAGUCUUAGGGACUCCUACCAGGACGAAGGUAGCGGACGGACGAGCGAGGCGAUUUUUAAAGCAAACGGAUUAUGAAAAUGUAAAUGCAAAAAAUAACUGCCAAGAACUAUUCAAGUUAAAUGAUGUUCUCUAAGUAGUUAUGUAAUGUAUCUGAGGAAUAUAUUUUGUGGUAGCAUUAAAUUAAAUACGAAACUAAACAAGCGAGCAAGUAACGAAUCAACAGAGUUCAAUAAAAGCCAGAUAAGCCCGAAGCUAAAAAAAUACAAUAAUGAAAUCGAGUUAUGGAGUCAAUAGUAAAAUAGCUUUCAGUUUUCAGUGACUACAACUGCUUAGGUUCUCGUAUCUAGUAUCUCUAUCAAUUGGCCGUACUUAACUCGACACUCGACACUCGACACACUCUGUAUCUUUCCGACCUAAGGAGCUGGUUUUGGAGAAGCUUUGAGCUUUGUUCGAUCAUUUAGGCAUUGACUACUGUACUCCAUGCAUGUGAUGCACCAGAAACGAAACAAGAAAACAAAUUUUGAAACCAAAACCAAAAACCAGAGAGCAAACGAAGGAAUUCAUACAAAAAAUAAUUGAAGCGAACCGAUGUUAGUAUUUACAUACAUACAUACCACUAUGUACUUCACACGAUGUGCAUACUAUACAUACUUUCAUGGGCAUACGACAUACAUAUGUUACAUCCUAGAACGAGACCACCUUUACAUCAAAACACAUCCGACAAGUACAGUCACUCAGAAGAUAUUAUAUUGAAUAUUGAAUAUUAUAUUGUAUACACACAGAUCGUACAUCGUACAUGCAUUCUAUGUAUUAACAAAUCUCAAUUCAAGAUUGCAAUAAAGCGCAUUUUUAGCUCA
Drosophila ananassae is the source of this 3226-nucleotide messenger RNA. RefSeq names its product protein yippee-like (gene Ypel). The transcript has 3 exons. Lineage: Eukaryota; Metazoa; Arthropoda; Insecta; Diptera; Drosophilidae. The coding region runs from base 698 to 1042 and encodes 114 amino acids. The record is from RefSeq and is a predicted model, not a curated record.